Messenger RNA from Chlamydomonas reinhardtii, 1504 nucleotides. RefSeq lists its product as uncharacterized. Gene Ontology annotation, cellular component: membrane. The record is from RefSeq and is a predicted model, not a curated record. Bases 53 to 775 code for a protein of 240 amino acids. NCBI's taxonomy places the organism in Eukaryota, Viridiplantae, Chlorophyta, Chlorophyceae, Chlamydomonadales, Chlamydomonadaceae. Gene Ontology annotation, biological process: vesicle-mediated transport. The transcript is spliced from 5 exons.
AUCAUCCCAACCUUGCGCAUACCAUCUAUUACUCAGUGCACGUUACAGAGGUAUGGAGAGCCUAUCCAAACUCUUCGGGGGCGGUCAAGCCAGCACACAGCCGGCCCAACCGUCGCUGUUAGCCGACUGGAACACCUACAGCUCGACUACGGAUGUAGAAGCUGGCAGCGCAGCCAGCACUUCCGCGACCUCGACGUCGCAACUGUUCCAAUCUGCAGAGCAAACAGGCGCUAAGUUCACGGGAUUCCUGUCCCAAUCUUUUACCACGAUAUCUUCUGGCGUUCAAGGUGGCGUAAAUGCCGUCGCGUCGGGAGAAGCGUUCAGCAUACCCAGCAGCCAACAGCUGGUGUAUUUUUUCUGCUUCUUGGCCGCGGGAGGCGUCUUCCUGCUCCUCGCAUUCAUGCUCUUCUUGCCUGUUAUCAUCCUGGCGCCCUCCAAGUUCGCCCUGAGCUUCACGCUGGGGUGCCUUUGCAUCAUGUCCGGAUUCAUCCAGCUUCGUGGCUUCAAACAGCAGCUCACGCACAUGAUGUCGGCGGAACGCCUGCCGUAUUCACUAGGCUACAUCGGCAGUGUCCUGGCCACGCUGUAUGCGGCGCUGGUGAUGCGCUCCUACCUGCUUUCACUGCUGUGCUCGGGGCUGCAGGUGGUUGCGCUGCUGUACUACCUGCUGUCGUACUUCCCGGGCGGCGCCAACGGCGUCAAGUUCAUGCUGCAGCUGUUCAGCCAGGCCGCCAUGCGCUGCUUCGCCAGCGUGUACGCCAUGGUGGCCAAGUAGGCGGCGGCGGCGGCGGCGCAAAAAGCGGAUGAGCCGGGAGGAGAGGAGGGGGAGGGCGCGGGCAGCAGCAGCGGUGUGAGCAGCGGCGGAAGCGGAGGCUGCCACAGUGGCAAGAGGAGCAGGAGCGGCGGCGAUGCACGCAGCAGGAGCGGCGGGAGUAGCGAGUGCGGGAGUAGUGGGAGCGGCGAAGUCGACGGUGGUCAAGCCCCGCGGACGGCAGGGCCAGCGGAUGCAGGGUGCGGCCUGGGAACACGGGAUUCGGUGUGGGCUGUGUCCGACAUGGACCUGUUUGAUUGGACAGAACGGGCGACGCGGGGCUUCUAUCAUGCGCUAUUGGAUCGUGCCUUCGUAAAGGUCGUAAAGAUGGGAUUGGUGCGCCAAUCAGGAGAGGUUGAGCGGCGGUGUACGCGUGCGGCAGUCAAGUCGCGUGUGCUGCGGAUGAGGGUUGCGUUUGCAUUGAGGUAGCUGACUAAGGACGCAUUGGCCCGUGGGAUACCCACCCCCAAGGUGCUGCGUGUCAGCCUGUCAGGGCCUGCAGGAUGACGUGUGGUGAUAGUCAUGGUCAUGUUACCUGAUUUGGCUCCGCAUUCCAAACCAACUUCCCGCUGCACCUGGACGGCUGCCCUUCGCGGGCUUUAACAACAUUUUACAGCAGCAACCACAGAACCACUGGUGCAGUGCACAGGGCUCUCCUUACCGUUAGAGUACUUUCUGUAACUAAAGACUUGA